Microdochium trichocladiopsis is the source of this 763-nucleotide messenger RNA. RefSeq lists its product as uncharacterized. The transcript is spliced from 2 exons. The record is from RefSeq and is a predicted model, not a curated record. NCBI's taxonomy places the organism in Eukaryota, Fungi, Ascomycota, Sordariomycetes, Xylariales, Microdochiaceae. Bases 297 to 575 code for a protein of 92 amino acids.
UGACGCGGUAUAUCCUUUCGAUGCGAGCAGGCUGCAGCGUGUGAACCGCGAAUAGGCGAGAGACGCGCGCUGACAUUGGCCUGAGGCUGCCACCAUGUGCUGCACCUGGCGCCACACCGCGGGCUCCUCCACACAGGUGAGGGGUUCCUGUCCGUCACCCACACCUUCAUACGUCAUCACUGUGGCAUUCCGUGGGACCAGGCGCACACUGUCACCCGUCUGUAAACUGUAAGCUGGUAAGCCUGAUUCUUUAGUUCAGUUCGUAGACAUGUACUUGACAUAUAUAGUAGGGGCGAAUGCUCAUCUGUAACCUCACCAGUUCACCCUUCAAACAAAUAGUCACCAAAUCCAGACAAUCUGCAACAAAUCCACACUUCAACAUGCCUUCCGACAACGCCCCCAAGAAGCCCGAGUCCGAGAAGGAGUUCAAGGUCCAGCCGGUCCCUGAGCACGCCGCAAAGGACGCCUUCUCUGCCCACAAGGCCCACCCCGGCCCAGCCGUCCCGGAGAACAUGCCAGGUUUCGAGGGCACAAAGGAGGAGCGUCUGGCCAAGGCCAAGGAGCUAAACAAAUAAGGGAAAUGAUAUCGGAUAUAAUGAGUUACGACAGCGUUAGGAGUCUAGAGCCAUCCAGAAUAAGAUCUCCAUACUCUCACGCAUAUCUGCCGUGUUCACAUUUGCCACGAGCAGAACAUGAUUAUUCAAUCUAGUCCAGAUCACACAUAGGUGCUAGCCCUCUCAGACGCAAGGAUGACUUGCUUGAA